Messenger RNA from Aplosporella prunicola CBS 121167, 1287 nucleotides. RefSeq lists its product as uncharacterized. The record is from RefSeq and is a predicted model, not a curated record. Lineage: Eukaryota; Fungi; Ascomycota; Dothideomycetes; Botryosphaeriales; Aplosporellaceae. The coding region runs from base 1 to 1287 and encodes 428 amino acids. The transcript is spliced from 5 exons.
AUGACCGCCACCCGUCGAUUUUUAAAUGUUUCUGCUUCCAUUGGGACCGCAAUAUCCAACAUUCAGCAAAAGCGGCUUCCAAAAAUGAAAAAAUCAGCAGCUCUUGUCGACGAAAGUUUCGAAGAGGGUCUUUCAAACACUGUUCAGGCUUAUACAGUGUCGACUGAGCCUGAACUCCUACUUAACUAUGCUUUGAGCAGAGAUGGGAAGUCCGUGAUGGUAGUCAAGGAAAACAACAAUUUUUUGUCAUCCACGACGCCCACGCAGUUAAGAUUUGACUUAUGGUCACUGUCUUCGGGAGAGCCUACUCUUACGAGUAUUGGCAAAUUGAACCAACGACUAUGGAACGCACAGCUCGGCAGUCCAGAAACUUCCGACGAUGCGACAGUGCAGAAACGCCAGAUUGAAGGAGUCAAACCCGACAUCUCAUUUUCGGACAAAUUAGAGUAUGGACUCAUUGAAGGCAGCCUUUACCGCUUCACGUAUGAAAACAGCUACAUGUCGAUACAAACAGUGUUGGAUCAUUGCGAGUUUAUGCCAUUAGAACCAACCAUCACCUCGGUUGAUGGUUUAGUCUUGAUGGCAAAUACUCAAACUCUUGACAUGGAAGAUGGUCCGGUACAGCCGAAAGAUAAAGACGCCCCUGAGGACUUCUUUGCUUAUCUCAAAUCGCCACCAAGAAGAUCCGAUGAUUUGGGAACUGCAUCUACAUCUGGUUUUACUGCACGUGAAGGAAGGCAAGUGUCUUUCGUACUCUGCGACGGUUGCGCCCUGAUGCGUAACGGAUCGGAAUGCUACUUCUGUACAGCUUGCCAACCCAGCCGCUACAACGUCUGCGUCUCUUGUCUCCACAAAGGCCAAUGGUGUAAUAACAAGGACCAUAAACUGGAAUCACGAGAGAAACAGCGGAAACCACUCUCCUGGAGAAACACUCACAGUUUGUCUGUUGUUGAUACUGGUCAGCUGCCAGCGUUUGAGCAGAGUCUAUUCCUCGAUAGACUGACUACUACCGUCAAGCAUGAACCCAUGGUUAGGAAAAACCUAAAACGAAUAUUUUGGUUCCUAGACGCAUGUCAUGUUCUAGACAUUGGCGUUGACGGUGGUAGUGGCGCCAUUUGCGCAAUCGAGCCCCUUGACCCAAGUUCAAAUAUUACGCGAAUUCACACCAACAUCUCCGGAGAUCACCAGUUUCUAUCCAAAUACCCAAGAAGACAGACAUGGUUUUUCAGCCUCUCCCAAUCAAGGAAACCAGAUUUUGUUCGUCAGAUGCUCCUCGUACAGAGCUGA